Messenger RNA from Heterocephalus glaber (naked mole-rat), 2212 nucleotides. It is a transcript of the gene Pdss2, whose product is annotated as decaprenyl diphosphate synthase subunit 2. Gene Ontology annotation, molecular function: prenyltransferase activity. The record is from RefSeq and is a predicted model, not a curated record. Gene Ontology annotation, cellular component: transferase complex; mitochondrion. Gene Ontology annotation, biological process: ubiquinone biosynthetic process; isoprenoid biosynthetic process. NCBI's taxonomy places the organism in Eukaryota, Metazoa, Chordata, Mammalia, Rodentia, Bathyergidae.
UUCCACGCCUCCAAUAUGGCGUCCCCCGUAUAGACUGUAGUGGAGGUUUCUACUCCAGGUGGCGGGGCCAGUGCAGAGCCGGGGUUACGGUCCAUUCAGCCCGGGCUUCAGAAAGCAGCAGAUAAAGUUCGUUUGGGGUUACGGUUCAGGAAGGAACCGUCCUCUGAGGGACAAGAACCGCCGCUUCCAUUUAGUUCCUGCGAGUUCUUUCUUGGUCCCUGGUUUCUUUCCCGAGGCAUCUCUGAUAACCCAGGUCCUUGACACUCUCAGACUCAGACUAUGAAUCUUCGGCAGCCGCUGAUGCGCUUGCCCCGUUAUCUCGGGGUCUUGGGUCCCCUACGUCGCUCGUGGUGGUUCCCGUCCCUCAACACCAUCUCCGCUCUGGGCUCCUGGCGUGGUCAUUCCUCCAAGUCCCCGACCCACUGGAACCAGGUGGUGUCAGAGGCGGAGAAGAUCGUGGGCUAUCCCACAUCCUUUAUGAGCCUCCGCUGCCUGCUGAGCGACGAGCUCAGCAACAUCGCUAUGCAGGUGAGGAAGCUGGUGGGGACUCAGCACCCUCUACUUACUACUGCCAGGGGCUUUGUACAUGACAGCCGGCAUAACCUGCAGCUGAGGGGCUUGGUGGUGCUGCUUAUCUCCAAAGCGGCUGGGACCAGCAGCAUGGACACUUCAUGUCAGAACUAUGAUGUGGUCAGUGGAAUCUACUCAUGUCAAAGAAGUUUGGCAGAGAUCACAGAACUUAUCCAUACUGCUCUCCUUGUGCAUCGCGGGAUAGUAAAUUUAAGUGAAUUGCAGUCUUCUGAUGGACCACUGAAGGACAUGCAGUUUGGAAAUAAAAUAGCUGUCCUGAGUGGAGACUUUCUUCUAGCAAAUGCCUGCAAUGGACUAGCUCUGCUACAGAACACCAAGGUUGUAGAACUUAUAGCAAGUGCUCUUAUGGACUUGGUACAAGGCGUAUACCAUGAAAAUUCUACUUCAGCCAAGGAACAUGAUAUCACAGAUGAUAUUGGAAUAUCAACUUGGAAGGAGCAGACUUUCCUCUCCCAUGGUGCCUUACUAGCGAAGAGCUGCCAAGCUGCGAUGGAAUUAGCAAAGCACAAUGCUGAGGUUCAGGGUACGGCGUUUCGGUAUGGAAAGCACGUGGCCAUGAGUCAUAAGAUACAUUCUGACCUCCAGCCUUUUAUAAAAGAAAAAUCCAGUGAUUCCGUGGCUUUUAAUCUAAACUCAGCACCUGUGGUUUUACAUCAGGAGUUUCUUGGAAGAGAUUUGUGGAUGAAGCAGAUCAGAGAGGCUCAAGAAAAAGGAAGAUUAGACUAUGCUAAGGUUAACAUUUUCACUCCAUACACUGAUUCCUACAACGGCCCCAGUUUGAUGCAGUCAAUCUGGAAGUCAUGUUACGAGAAACAAUCAAAGCUGGCAAAGGUGUGACUUCAGCUAUUGACCUGUGUUGUUACCAUGGAAACAAGGCACUGGAGGCCCUGGAGAGCUUCCCUCCCUCGGAGGCCAGAUCGGCUUUAGAAAACAUCGUGUUUGCGGUGACCAGAUUUUCAUGACACCAAAUUAAAAAGACACUACAAUUCCUUAGCUGAAAAACCUCAGGAGUGAGGUGAUGGAGGAGCUUUUGUUAUAAAAUAGCUAUAUACGUUAAUGACUUUAAGAACAUACACAUAGUUUUCCUUCCUUUCAUCACAUUGCUAAAUGAACCUGCCUUCUUUUUGGAAUCAGAUGCAAACAAAAUGAGAAGAAAAAAAGGUCAAGCAGUUUCUACUUGUCACGCCAGAAGCACACUUGAGGCUGCGGUAGCAGAAAUAAUUAAUGAGAGUCACUCCCGUGACCUCAGCAAAUGGACAGGAAAUAAGUCCUUAUUGAUUGGACUGGGCCAGGGAUGGCGCCAGGGCGGUGGCCUGUGGUUUGUCUUCUAGAAAGAACAGAGCGAGCUGGGAGCUGCAGGUGUUGGGGAAACACUAUCGAUGCCAGCCAGGAGGGCUGGCAAAUCAAAGCCCAGUGACCAGUUUGCCAGAGGGAGAAGGGUUCCGUGCGCUAAGGGAAAAUAUGCUUUCUUGUCUUACCAUGGUGUCUCUGAUUUUAUAGAUACAAUCUGAAUAUGUUUUGCUCAUCAUGGUCUUUGUAAGAUUUGGGGGGGAAAAUUGCUGAAAAAAUGCCAAAUACUUGAAAUAGGAGAUUAAAACAUUAUCAAAUGUUAAUAUGGUUA